Molecule: messenger RNA, 1127 nt
Organism: Pomacea canaliculata
Lineage: Eukaryota; Metazoa; Mollusca; Gastropoda; Architaenioglossa; Ampullariidae
Product: 39S ribosomal protein L20, mitochondrial-like
Exons: 5
Coding region: 141-578 (145 amino acids)
Biological process (GO): ribosomal large subunit assembly; translation
Cellular component (GO): ribosome
Molecular function (GO): structural constituent of ribosome; rRNA binding
Source: RefSeq, a predicted model, not a curated record
UAAUUAUUCUUUUGUUAAUCUUUACAGACGUCACAGACUAAAGGUACAUAAUUGAGCGAGAUUUCCUCAGGGGACUUAACUGCAGGAUUACCAAGGACAAACGAAACAAGUUGAAAACGUGAUAGUUUAGUUCUCUGAAAAUGGUCUUCCUUACCCGGAGUUUACUUGGUAAAGUAUCAAGAAAGCCAGACAAAUAUUGGAAACGAGUGGCCAUAAGACGUUUAACAUGGCACUUCUUUGGACGCAGAAGAAACUGUUACAAACUCUCCAUGGCAGUCUUGCGACGGGCAUUUAGGUAUUCUUCAAGAUCAGCAAGACUAAGCUCACACAACAACAAUGCUGUCUUUGAUACAAGGAUUGCUGCAGGGUGUGCAGAGCAUGGCAUACAGUUCUCUUCUUUUCUUUCAACACUUUAUGAGAUGAACAUCGAACUUGGUAAAAAAGUUCUGGCUGAUUUUGCUAUCUAUGAACCUAGAACAUUUCAGAGUCUCUGUGAGCUGGUGAAGAGACACUAUGCGGGGUCAUUUCAGAAAAAUUUAAACCCAUCAAAUAGAAUAUUCACAAAAGGAAUGCUAUGAAGUCACUUCUGAAAAUCAUGUGUGAAAGUUUGACAGGAAUGCAAUUUUAUAUGAGCAAAGUAAACAUUUUCAAGAUUAUCUUUAUGCUGCACUUGUCUUUGUCUGGAAAAGGAUAUGGACAUGAUUUAAAAAUAGUUUGUAUGACUGACUGUGGGAGAUGUAUAAAAAUUGAACCACAAGAUUCUGCAGCUUUUUCCCCCCAAAACUAGUGAUUCACACCAUAAAAACUUAUAACUUAUCAUUUUUAAACUCAGUUUUCUUUUUUAAAAAAAACAUUUUUAACAGCAAAAAUUAAGCCCUUUAACAAAAAGAGCACAGUUUUAAAAUGCAUGUAUAACUCACCCAGUUUGUGCAGUAAAGUGCACAGAAAACACCUUUGUGAUAGAUUACUUGCUACUGGUAGUUGUUUGUCCCCUCACCUCACUUUUGAUUUACAUUAUGCCCCCAAAAAUGUCUAAAAACACCAGUUGUAGUAUGCAUAUCAGAUUUAUUUCUUCUUGUGCAAUAGAAUCACAUGCCUACAUAAUGAAAUAAAAUCUGCAUUUGUUA